AAUUUUAUACAAUAUUUCAGAUUCCAAUAAAUCUCCUAUUGUGAGAAAUGAAUCUAAAUUAAAUAAAGAUUUGAAGUCUCAGUCUUCCUCUGAAAGAGAAGGUUCAUCUGAAAGGUACCAUAGCAAUCAUGAUAGGAAUGCUAAUGAGGAUGCUGAAAAAAGACUUCCAGUCAUUGAUUGGUCCGAACAUAUAAGUUCUUCAGGGAAAAAAUAUUAUUAUAAUUGUAAAACAGAAGUUUCUCAAUGGGAAAAACCUAAAGAAUUGAUUGAAUGGGAAAGACAUCAAAAUUUAAGCAGGCUUCAGUAUGAUACAACCUCACGUCCCAAAGAUAGGAGUCAUGAACGACUUGGUGGUGCUGGAGGUAGUAAAAAUGCUCAUUCCCAAGAAUCACUAGAUAAUUCGAUUGAUAAUAGUGAUUCUCACUCAUCAAGAACAGAGUCUGCUACUCAUAACAGACUGCAAAACUCUGCUAGCCAUUCCUCUUCAACAAAUUCGUGCCCUAAUGCUCAGGUUUCCCAUUUACCAUCUCCAUCUGAAGUAACACUUGCAAACCUGCCAAAAGUAAUCUCAGAACUUUCGGGAACAAAAGGCUUUCCUGAUCUGAAGGGAUUACCACCUCAAGAAGGUAAAUAAUUUAGAAUGUUUCUC
Molecule: messenger RNA, 649 nt
Organism: Parasteatoda tepidariorum (common house spider)
Lineage: Eukaryota; Metazoa; Arthropoda; Arachnida; Araneae; Theridiidae
Gene: wcy
Product: WW domain-containing adapter protein with coiled-coil wacky
Biological process (GO): regulation of autophagy; positive regulation of TORC1 signaling
Cellular component (GO): nucleus
Molecular function (GO): RNA polymerase II complex binding; chromatin binding
Source: RefSeq, a predicted model, not a curated record